This is a messenger RNA of Lottia gigantea (owl limpet), 3093 nucleotides long. RefSeq lists its product as hypothetical. Gene Ontology annotation, biological process: carbohydrate metabolic process. The record is from RefSeq and is a predicted model, not a curated record. The coding region runs from base 1 to 3093 and encodes 1030 amino acids. Lineage: Eukaryota; Metazoa; Mollusca; Gastropoda; Lottiidae. Gene Ontology annotation, molecular function: carbohydrate binding; hydrolase activity, hydrolyzing O-glycosyl compounds. The transcript has 26 exons.
AUGGCUAUAUAUUAUAUAACAUGCAGAUAUAUCUAUAGUGGAGAAUUAAGAGUAUCGAGAUUAAUGGUAUACCAUGUUUUUAUUAUUUACAAAUAUUUACAGCUGAUAUAUAUAGUUGGUAAUAAUGAUGAUGUUAUAAUAUUCUAUAGUGGAGAAUUAAGAGUAGAGAUUAAUAAAAUACAUUGUUUCUGUUAUUUACAGAUAUUUAUAAUAUUUAUAGUUGGUAAUAAUGAUGAUGUUAUAAUAUUCUAUAGUGGAGAAUUAAGAGUAGAGAUUAAUAAAAUACAAUGUUUCUGUUAUUUACAGAUAUUUAUAGUUGGUAAUAAUGAUGAUGUUAUAAUAUUCUAUAGUGGAGAAUUAAGAGUAGAGAUUAAUAAAAUACAUUGUUUCUGUUAUUUACAGAUAUUUAUAGUUGGUAAUAAUGAUGAUGUUAUAAUAUUCUAUAGUGGAGAAUUAAGAGUAGAGAUUAAUAAAAUACAAUGUUUCUGUUAUUUACAGAUAUAUAUAGUUGGUAAUAAUGAUGAUGUUAUAAUAUUCUAUAGUGGAGAAUUAAGAGUAGAGAUUAAUAAAAUACCUUGGUCUAUGAAGAUAUAUGAUAACAAUACAGAUGAACUGAUUAUUACCGAAGAGGGUUUCAGAUCCCAAAAAUUGGGUUAUGGUAAAUGGGUAGGUGAUUAUAUAGAUAUAUACCAAGGAUACUUAUUUCGUAUUGGAGUAUUGGAAUAUCAGUACUAUGCUACUAAUGUAUCAUCAGUAACAUACGGACAGGAUGAUGUUACUGUUACAAUUGGUACUGAUGAUCCCAGAAAUACAAGCAUUAUAGCGAGAAUCUACACAGUUUUACCAAGACAACUCUCGUUUUCCUUUCAAGUUGAUCCACCAAUGGACAGCAAUCGACUGAAUUGGGGAUUUAAAAUAAAAGAUGAUAGUGAAGGUUUUUAUGGAUUUGGUGAAAGAUUUAAUUCUGUCAAUCAACGUGGAGAGAAGUUGGCAUGUUGGACCGAAGAUGGUAGCUUUGGAUGGGGAAAAUUUGAUCCUUAUAUCAGGUUUCCAGGUGGCAAAACAAGUACGUAUGUUCCGAUGCCUUUAUUCAUAUCGUCAAGACGCUAUGGGUUUCAAUUAGAUACUUUCUUUAGAUCAGAAUUUGACUCUAAAACGAAAAAAAAUGUUAUGCAUAUUGUAACAGAGUCGUCUAGUUUCAAUGCAACAUUAUUUGCUGGAAGAACUAUCAGGGAAACCGUUAAAAUAAUGACCGAUAAAAAUGGUAGAUCUUUAAUUCCACCUAAAUGGGCGUUUGGACCCUGGAAUCAACUUGAUACUGAAAUAUCUGGUGAAUCAGAAGUAGACAGAGCAAAAAAAAUGUUGUUUGUUGAAGAUAUACCUCUAUCUGUGGUCAUUGAUACAGUUCAUUUCUUUCCUGCUGGUCAAGAUAAAAGUAAAUUUCCUCUAGAAUUAGCUAACAACCAACAACUGUUGUAUAUGGGAUUACCUUCUACAGCGUAUUAUAAUCCUCUCGUAACAACGACAUUUAAUGGUACUUAUAAUUAUGGUGACAAGAUGAAAUAUUUUACUCUCAAUAAACAUGGCCAAUCGUAUCAAUAUGAUUAUAUAGCUGCUAAAUUGUUUCACGUCUCACAAGUAGAUUUUACAAAUUAUAAUGCUACUCAAUGGUAUAGUCAUUAUUUUCACUCAGCAUUAAAUGUUCAAUAUAAAGGCUGGAUGUAUGAUUAUGGAGAAUAUACUCCUUAUGAUUCUAUCAAUAGUCGUGGACAAACUGGGUUGAGAUCUCACAAUGAGUAUCCUUUGCUAUACCAGAAAGCAUGUUUUGACUUUCUGACCCAAAAUCAAACACAAGAGACAAACUAUGCACCCGAUUAUUUAUUUUAUGUCAGAUCUGGAUAUCUUGGUUCCCAGAAAUACACAUGGGCACAUUGGACCGGAGACCCAUCUUCCGAUUGGACAGACGCUAGUGGAUUACCAGCUCAGAUUGUAGCAAUGUUAUCAAUAGGAAUAUCAGGCAUGCCAUUCUCAGGAUCAGAUAUAGGUGGUUUUGAAUGGUAUACCGGUCCAUCUGCUGAUGAAGAACUCUGGGUCAGAUGGUCUCAGUUAGGCUGUUUUAGUGGCUAUAUGCAUGAACAAGGUGGUGGAAAGGGAAUCUCCAGAAAAACGCAUAUAUUUGGUACAAAAAAUGGUACCAAAAUAUGGAGAAAGUUUGCUAAAUUGAGAACCCAGCUUUUCCCUUACAUCUAUACACAAGCUCAUAUUGGGCACUAUGAAGGAUUACCCAUAAUGAGACAUCAUCUUUUAGAUUUUGAUGACGAAGAAGCUUUAAAGUAUCAACACCAGUUUAUGUUUGGAGAAGAUUUAUUAGUAGCACCUAUCUAUAAACCUGGUGUGACAACAUGGAAUGUUUAUUUACCCAAAGGACGAGACUGGAUUGACAUUAGUUCCAAACUAACGUAUGAUGAAGAUGAAGGAAGAUUUCGAAUAUCACAGAAUACUAUUAUUCCCGGAGGAAGAUUGUUGAACGUGGCAGCACCAUUAGAUACGACACCAUUAUUCAUACAAGCAGGCUCCAUCUUACCAUUGUUAGACCCUUCUGUGCAAACAUUACAUACAUCUAAUCAUCCAAAUGUAACGAGUAUGGAGAAAUCUACGGUGUUACAUUUAUGGGUGUGGCCAGAUAUAAACAAUGAAGCCUAUGGUAAUGAUUGGCAGAAUAAUUCUUACAAAAUUCAAAAUGCUUCAUCUUUUAAUGAUAUCAAACAUGUUAACAUAUCAAACAGGUAUGUGUACUUACACUUAAUGAACGAGCUAUUAAUGGUAACCUUAACUUUAGGAAUGAAAAGAUUAGAAUUAGAAAGCAUGGUGAUAUCAAACAAUUACAAUGAAAUAGUUUACCAGAUUGUCAUCAAUCCACCAGAUACACUGGUUAUGGUGCAGUACAAAAAUGGUACAGCUCUUGAGGCUGUCUCUUCAUGGCAAGAUAUUGCAAAGUCAAAAUCUGUAAAUACAUACUUCUUUGAAAAGUCUAAAAGUAUACUUUGGUUAGCAAUUCCCAAUGGGGCUUUCUCUUUGUAUAUCUAUUUGUAA